Sphaeramia orbicularis (orbiculate cardinalfish) is the source of this 3159-nucleotide messenger RNA. RefSeq names its product liprin-alpha-3-like. Gene Ontology annotation, biological process: synapse organization. The record is from RefSeq and is a predicted model, not a curated record. NCBI's taxonomy places the organism in Eukaryota, Metazoa, Chordata, Actinopteri, Kurtiformes, Apogonidae. Gene Ontology annotation, cellular component: presynaptic active zone. Gene Ontology annotation, molecular function: protein binding.
AGCAGAGAGAGGGAGGGGAUGGGGCAGGCUGGUAACCGGGCUGGAACGGGGAUAACCUGCAGCCUCCGUCUCUCAGAUGUUCUGAUGGAGUGAAUCGGGGGACGAUGCGCGUUUAUUUCCUUACUCUGUCGAUCAUGGAAAGGGUUGCAUCUCUGUGAAGCCUGGACCAGGGGUCAGAGGUCAUCUACCAAACCCACACUUCUCCCUCUUCACCCCUGCACCCCACUCCAUCCCUCCACCAAACCUCAGCCCCCCCUCACCCUCGCCCUGUUUGCACCGUUGCACCCCAACCACUCCCUUUCCCCGUUUUCACACACAUACACCCUCACAGAACUGCCCCAUCCAUCAUCACCCACCACCCCCACCCCCACCCCCACCCCCUGAGAGGAAAGAGCCCUAUAACUGAAGUAAUUAUUGAAAGUUUCAUGACAAGACGUGAUUGGAAGUUCACAAGACACUGCGCUCAAGUGUCCUAAGCAGCUUCUCAGUUAACACCUCCCACACCCAGGCCUCAAGAUGAUGUGCGAGGUGAUGCCCACCAUCUCGGAGGAUGGGCGCGGAGGAGGAGGUGGCUCUUCUUCCCCGGCCAGUGGCGGAGGAGGGAUGGGCGGAGGCAUGGGAGGCAUCGGGGGCUACAGCGGCAGGGAUCCCCGCGGCGGAGGCGGCGACGAGGGGGGCAGCACGGGCAACCUGGAGUCACUGAUGGUGAACAUGCUGACGGAGAGAGAGAGGCUGCUGGAGAGCCUGAGGGAGACCCAGGAGAGUCUGGGGACGGCCCACCUCCGCCUGCGAGAACUGGGCCACGAGAAGGAGUCCCUCCAGAGGCAGCUGUCCAUCGCACUGCCACAGUUGCUGCUGGAACAUCUGGAGUGCCUGGUGUCUCGUCAUGAGCGUAGCCUGAGGAUGACUGUGGUGAAGAGGCAGGCUCAGUCCCCAGCCGGCGUCUCCCCGCGAGCGACUUCCCACGGACCUUCUUCCAUCUUGGAUGACGGAGACAUCGACAGGCAGAGAGAGGGCGAGAUCGAGCGGCAGAGGUCAGAGCUGGGCCAGCUGAAAGAGAGACUGGCCCUCAUGUGCAGACAGGUCGGUGAGAUCGAGGAGCAGCUGACGUCCGCCAGGAGGGAGCUGGCCAGAUCAGAGGAGGCCAACCAGAAACUACAGAGAGAUGUGAAAGAGGUGAGACUGGCUGAGCUGCAAUCUGUCAAAGAAGGACAUGGAGGAGAGGAUACAACAUUAGAACGGAGGUACCUGAGCGCCCAGAGGGAGGCGAGCUCUCUCCACGACAUAAAAGAUAAACUAGAUAACGAGUGGCUAGCAAGAGUCCCUCUACAGACAGGUAGUGAGGAGAAGAAUCGACAGCUUCAGGAGCGUCUGGGAUGCCAAGCGAAGCUGCAGCAGACCUUGCAGAGGGCUGAGACGCUGCCUGAAAUCGAGGCCCAGCUCGCCCAGAGAGUGGCGGCGCUCAACAAGGCGGAGGAGCGUCAUGGCAACUUUGAGGAGCGACUGCGACAGAUGGAGGCGCAACUGGAGGAGAAGAACCAGGAGUUACAGAGAGCGAGGCAGAGGGAGAGGAUGAAUGAUGAACACAACAAGCGUCUCUCCGACACAGUGGACAAGCUACUGUCUGAGUCCAACGAAAGGCUGCAGCUUCAUCUGAAGGAGAGAAUGGCUGCACUGGAAGAAAAGAAUGCCCUGUCUGAAGAGCUUUCCAACAUGAAGAAACUCCAGGACGAUCUCUUGGCAAACAAGGACCAGCUGAUAGCUGAGCUGGAAAGGAUUCAGCUGGAGUUAGAUCAGCUGAGAGCGAGACCCGGGGGUUCUUAUUCCAGUCGCUCUCUGCCAGGUAGCGCCCUGGAGUUGAGGUAUUCCCAUGGGGGCGGGUCCCUCCCGGUAGGUUCCACCGCUCAUCUGGAUCCCUUUGGCAAUGCCUCCACUGGGGGCGUGGUCAGGCGAAGUCACCGGGCCCGCUGGAGCUCCGCCCGAGAGGACUCUACCAAGUACCCAGACUGGGAGAGUGGAGGCUGCUGGGGACUGGAUUUGAAGCGGGUGGUGGACGUGGGCUGCUCUGAUGAUGAGGAGGACAGGGAGACUCUGUUCGGCUCCGAGCUGCUGUCCCCCAGUGGACAGACGGACGUGCAGACCCUGGCCAUCAUGCUGCAGGAACCGGAGGCCAUCAAUAAGGAGAUCAAACUGAUCCAGGAGGAGAAGGAGAACACAGAGUUGCGGGCUGAGGAGAUCGAAAGCCGGGUCAGCAGCGUGGCGUUGGACAGUCCUCCCAUCCCUCCGUCCUCCCUGGGGAGGGACAGCACAGGCCGAGGCUUCAUCCCCUCAUCUAUCACCUCCUCCACGCUGGCCUCCCCCUCACCCCCCAGCUCUGGACACUCCACACCUCGCCUGCCCCACUCCCCGGCCCGAGAGACAGACAGACAGAAUAAUAAGGACGACGAUCGGUCCCUGGCACUUCUUGACUCGACGCCUCCUCCCACUCCUCGUGCGCUGCGGCUGGACAGGAUGACUCUCACACAUCCAGGGGCGAUGCUCGACGACCCCCGGGAGUUCCGCAGUCUUUCAGCAGAUGGCAGCAGCUCCAACAGCAGCCAAGAUUCACUGCACAAGGCCAGUAAGAAGAAAAGCAUCAAGUCUUCCAUUGGCCGCCUUUUUGGGAAGAAGGAGAAAGGAAGGAUGGGCCAGCCUGGACGGGACGGAUCCGCAUCCCUCGCUUCUACACCCUCUGAAGAUCUGGCCUCUGGAGACCCCAUGGGGAUGAACAAGACCGGGACUCUGGGUCCUGCAGAUAAAGACCGCCGCAGCAAGAAGAAGCAUGAGCUACUGGAAGAAGCAUGUCGCCAAGGACUUCCCUUUGCAUCUUGGGAUGGACCUACUGUUGUGUCUUGGUUGGAGCUGUGGGUGGGAAUGCCGGCGUGGUACGUGGCAGCUUGUCGGGCCAACGUGAAGAGUGGUGCGAUUAUGGCCAACCUGUCUGACACGGAGAUCCAGAGGGAGAUCGGCAUCAGUAACCCGCUGCAUCGCCUCAAACUGCGGCUGGCCAUUCAGGAGAUGGUGUCCCUCACCAGCCCCUCUGCCCCCGCCAGCACCCGCUCUGUGAGACCCCCCACAUCAGCCACACACACAUUUAAGAUUCACAAAAGGAGGCGUUAG